Haliotis rubra (blacklip abalone) is the source of this 1423-nucleotide messenger RNA. RefSeq names its product amino acid transporter AVT1J-like. Gene Ontology annotation, biological process: L-alanine transport; amino acid transmembrane transport. The transcript is spliced from 8 exons. Gene Ontology annotation, molecular function: L-alanine transmembrane transporter activity; L-proline transmembrane transporter activity. Bases 79 to 1395 code for a protein of 438 amino acids. NCBI's taxonomy places the organism in Eukaryota, Metazoa, Mollusca, Gastropoda, Lepetellida, Haliotidae. The record is from RefSeq and is a predicted model, not a curated record. Gene Ontology annotation, cellular component: vacuolar membrane.
GAUAUAGUCAUUUUUUAUACCGUCCAGCCAGGCCGUGUAGCGUUGUAACUGUAACAGGGAUACAGUUAUACCCACAUCAUGGCGACUGAAAUUACGGAUGUUUUGAUAAAGGGGGAUGCUUCCAGCGGGAAGGCUAAAGAGGUCCAAGGACUGACAAUAAUAACUGCCGCAGUGUUCAUCGUCGGGGAGAUCGCAGGAUCUGGAGUGCUGGCCCUGCCGAGUGCUGUCGAGGGAGCAGGUUGGAUCGGGAUUGUGAUGCUGUUCCUCUGCUGCUUCAUCUCCACCUACACCGGCGACGUGCUGGGGACGGCGUGGUGCAUCAUCCAGGAACGCUAUGAGCAGUACCGGGGCCACAUCAGAUACCCCUACCCAGCCAUUGGGGAGAUCACGUACGGAAAACCAGGAAGGUACCUGGUAUCCUUCUCUAUCAACUUCACAAUGUACGGCGGGGCUGUGGUCUACCUGAUCCUUGCUUCAGAGAACCUACAGUCACUACUGGCUGACCUCAAGGAAGACAUCUCCUUCUGCUUCUGGCUCCUGAUAGUGGCUGCAAUACUUCUUCCAUUAUCCUGGCUUGGCACCCCAAAGGAUUUCUGGCCUAUAGCAGUCGGGGCUGCCCUGGCGACAGGUACGGCAUGCAUCAUCCUCACCACCAACAUGGUCAUCGACAAGAAAAACCUCCCCGAAGUCGUUCACGACCAACCAGGCUUUGUAUCCUUCUUCACGGCGUUCGGCACCAUCUGCUUUGCGUUCGGGGGGCACCCAGCGUUCCCUACCUUCCAGACAGACAUGAAGGACCACAGACAGUUCGGCAAGGCGGUCUUUCUGGCUUACAUGAUUGUACUGGCCAUGUACAUCCCCGUCUCCGUGACGGGAUUUUACGUAUAUGGGAGAGAUACCCAGGCUAACAUCCUACAGACGGUGUCGUCGGGCCCUAUGUUGGUGACAGUGCAGAUUCUCGUCACCCUUCAUCUGUUUUGUGGAUUCAUCAUCAUCAUCAACCCUUUUAGUCAGGAAGUAGAGGAAAUAUUCAAAGUACCCCAUCACUUCGGCUGGAAGCGCUGUUUGCUGCGGACGGGAAUUGUUGUCCUGGUUCUAUUUGGGGCAGAGACGGUGCCCAAGUUUGGCGCCAUCCUGGCACUUGUUGGCGGGUCCACGAUCUCCAUCUUAGCCUUCAUCUGCCCUCCACUCUUCUACCUCAAACUCGCAAAGAUGGAGGGAGACUGGGAGAAAAUUGAAGUGCCCCUGCACAAGAGGGUUGCCCUGUAUGAGAUCGUGUUCGUGGGUCUGGUUGCUGGUGUGGCCUCUACGUACUCAGCCUUUGCUGGACUCCUAUCGCCGGGCGCCUUCACUGUACCGUGUUAUGUGAACUUAACGGCUGCCAGCGGAUCCUAGGGGUUGGACGGUUGGGUUGGUUCAGGUG